AUGGCGGGUCCUGACGAGCGGACGCCGCUCCUGGGCUCCUCCGGCUCCGUCACGCGGCGGGCGGUGUCGGCGUUCGCGGGCCGGCGCGCGGCGUGCGGCGCUGUACUGCUGACGGAGCUGCUGGAACGCGCCGCCUUCUACGGCGUCACGGCCAACCUGGUCCUGUUCUUGAACGGCGCGCCGUUCGGCUGGGAGGGCGCGCAGGCCAGUCAGGCGCUGCUGCUCUUCAUGGGCGUCACCUACCUGGUGUCGCCGUUCGGCGGCUGGCUGGCCGACGCGCUGCUCGGCAAGGCAAACGCCAUUGUGCUCAGCCUGGCGCUCUACCUGCUGGGCAUGCUGGCCUUCCCUCUUGUCGCCGCGGGUACCACGCGCGCCGCGCUCUGCGGACCCCUGCGCCCAGCGCUUGUCGAGAACUGCUCGGCGCCCUUCCCCAACGGCAGCGCCGCCUGCCACGACGGGCCCCCGCGCUACUGCGCGCCUGCCACCUUCCUGGGGCUCGUGGUCGUCGGCCUCGGCGUGGGCACCGUCAAGGCCAACAUCACGCCGUUCGGCGCCGACCAGGUUAAAGAUCGAGGUCCCGAAGCCACGAGAAGAUUUUUUAACUGGUUUUACUGGAGCAUUAACUUGGGGGCUAUUGUGUCCCUGGGCGGCAUCGCAUACAUUCAGCAGAACGUGAGCUUCUUCACCGGCUACGUUAUCCCCACCGUGUGCAUCGGUGUGGCUUUCGUGGUCUUCCUCUGUGGCCAGAGCUUUUUCAUCACCAAGCCUCCCGACGGCAGUGCUUUUACAGACGUGUUCAAGAUUCUGGCAUAUUCCUGCUGUCCACAGAAGCAGCUGGGGAAACACUGUGCGAGGAGUGAAAGCAGUGGCGUCUCUCAGCAACCUUCUAAACACAGUCUGUUUGAUUCAUGUAAGAUGUCUCGAGGAGGACCGUUUCCUGAAGAUAAAGUGGAAGAUGUGAAAGCUCUUGUCAAGAUUAUCCCUGUUUUCUUGGCUUUGAUACCUUACUGGACAGUGUAUUUUCAAAUGCAGACAACGUAUGUUUUACAGAGUCUUCAUUUGAAGAUUCCAGAAAUUUCAAGUAUCACACCAACCCCUCAUACGUUCCCCGCAGCCUGGCUGACCAUGUUCGAUGCCGUGCUCAUCCUCCUGCUGAUCCCUCUGAAGGACAAGCUGGUUGAUCCCGUUUUGAGAAGAAACGGCUUACUCCCCUCAUCCUUAAAAAGGAUCGCUGUUGGGAUGUUCUUCGUGAUGUGUUCCGCCUUUGCUGCAGGAAUUCUGGAAAGCAAGCGGCUGAACCUCGUGAGAGAUAAGACCAUCAACCAGACCAUCGGAGGUGUCCUGUAUCACGCGGCCGACCUGACCAUCUGGUGGCAGCUUCCACAGUACGUGCUGAUCGGGAUCAGUGAGAUCUUCGCCAGCAUAGCAGGUCUGGAGUUUGCGUACUCGGCCGCCCCCAAGUCCAUGCAGAGCGCCAUCAUGGGCUUGUUCUUCUUCUUCUCCGGCAUUGGGUCCUUUGUGGGCUCCGGCCUCUUGGCCCUCGUGUCCGUCAAAGCCAUCGGCUGGAUGAGCAGCCACACAGACUUCGGUAAUAUUAACGGCUGCUACCUGAACUACUACUUUUUUCUUCUGGCUGCUAUUCAAGGAGCUACCCUCCUGCUGUUCCUUAUUGUUUCUGUGAAAUACGACCGGCAGCGAUCCCGAGCUAAUGGCACACCUGCCGGUGGGAGGACCUGA
This is a messenger RNA of Orycteropus afer afer, 1737 nucleotides long. RefSeq names its product solute carrier family 15 member 4 (gene SLC15A4). Gene Ontology annotation, molecular function: L-histidine transmembrane transporter activity. Bases 1 to 1737 code for a protein of 578 amino acids. Gene Ontology annotation, cellular component: membrane. The record is from RefSeq and is a predicted model, not a curated record. NCBI's taxonomy places the organism in Eukaryota, Metazoa, Chordata, Mammalia, Tubulidentata, Orycteropodidae. Gene Ontology annotation, biological process: oligopeptide transport; transmembrane transport; histidine transport. The transcript is spliced from 8 exons.